Molecule: messenger RNA, 1407 nt
Organism: Rasamsonia emersonii CBS 393.64
Lineage: Eukaryota; Fungi; Ascomycota; Eurotiomycetes; Eurotiales; Trichocomaceae
Product: Amino-acid N-acetyltransferase
Exons: 2
Coding region: 1-1407 (468 amino acids)
Biological process (GO): L-ornithine biosynthetic process; L-arginine biosynthetic process
Cellular component (GO): mitochondrial matrix
Molecular function (GO): L-glutamate N-acetyltransferase activity, acting on acetyl-L-ornithine as donor; L-glutamate N-acetyltransferase activity, acting on acetyl-CoA as donor
Source: RefSeq, a predicted model, not a curated record
AUGAUCAUUGUUCCAAAAUCUCACUCCCCUGCCAUCCUGGCGUCCUGCGCGCGGAUUGCGAGGCGCCAAAUCCGCUUCUACUCGGUGCUGCACGACAGCACAAUCCCGGAGUCCAAGAGGAAGUACGUGCCCUCGUCCGGCACCUAUCCCAAGGGAUUCCGCGUUUCCGGCACCCAUGUCGGCGUCAAGGCGUCCAAUACCAAGUUCCCCGACCUGGCGCUGAUUUCGUCUGAGAUUCCAUGCUCUGCGGCGGCUGUGUUCACCACGAACAAAUUCCAGGCGGCUCCGGUGCAGGUGAGCAGGGCGAUUCUGGACAAGAGACAAGGCCAGGGGAUCCGGUCGGUCGUGAUCAACUCGGGCUGCGCCAAUGCCGUCACUGGCAAAGGAGGUCUCGAGGAUGCCUGGAGCAUGGGAGCCAAGGUGGACGACUGCGAUGGACUGGAUGAACCCAGCACUCUGGUCAUGAGCACCGGCGUCAUUGGGCAGCGACUUCCUAUCAACAAGAUUAUCGGCAUGAUCCCAACGGCGCACUCCCAGCUCGCCUCCUCGCACAACGCCUGGCUCACCGCCGCCCGCGCCAUCUGCACCACAGACACCUUCCCCAAGCUGCUCUCUCGGACCUUCACUCUCCCGUCCGUCCCCGGACGGACCUACAGCCUCGCCGGAAUGACCAAAGGCGCGGGGAUGAUCCACCCGAACAUGGCCACGCUGCUGGGGGUCCUCUGCACGGAUGCGCCCAUCGACCCGUCAGCGAUGAAGCCGCUCCUCACCCAUGCCGUGUCGCGCUCGUUCAACUCGAUCUCCGUCGACGGAGACACCAGCACCAACGACACGAUCGCCUUCCUGGCCAACGGCGCCGCGGGCGGCACACCCAUUGCGUCGUCCUCAUCGGCCGACUACGCCGCCAUGCAGGAGAUCCUGACCUCGUUCGCGCAGUCGCUCUCGCAGCUGGUCGUCCGCGACGGCGAAGGCGCGACGAAAUUCGUCACCGUGCGCGUGCAGAACUCGCCCUGCUACGAGUCGGCGCGCCGCAUCGCCUCGACCAUCGCGCGCUCCCCGCUCGUUAAGACCGCCCUGUACGGCCGCGACGCGAACUGGGGACGGAUCCUGUGCGCGGUCGGCUACACGGAGGGCGUGACGCCGGGCACGGUCGUCCCCGAGCGGACGAGCGUGAGCUUCCGGCCCGUAGACGGCUCGCCGAUUCUGAAACUGCUCGUGAACGGUGAACCGGAGGCCGUGGACGAGACGCGCGCCAGCGCCAUCCUGCAGAGCGAGGACCUCGAGAUUGUCGUCGACCUCGGCGGCGGCGAGAAGGGCGAGAGCGGCCGCGGCGGAGAGGAGGCCGUCUACUGGUUCUGCGACUUUAGCCAUGAAUACGUCACGAUCAAUGGUGACUACCGGACGUAA